Messenger RNA from Heterocephalus glaber (naked mole-rat), 2440 nucleotides. RefSeq names its product E74 like ETS transcription factor 1 (gene Elf1). Gene Ontology annotation, biological process: regulation of transcription by RNA polymerase II; cell differentiation. Gene Ontology annotation, molecular function: DNA-binding transcription factor activity, RNA polymerase II-specific; sequence-specific DNA binding. NCBI's taxonomy places the organism in Eukaryota, Metazoa, Chordata, Mammalia, Rodentia, Bathyergidae. Gene Ontology annotation, cellular component: nucleus. The record is from RefSeq and is a predicted model, not a curated record.
CAUGUGUGACUCAUAAGCUGAAGCACAGACACCACUUCCCCAAUCUACCGGAGCCAUUUUAACAGCAUAAAACUUGCCGGAUUGCUUUUUAUUUUCAAGCCCAAAAGGUGAAAUCUAAAGAGAAAGAAUGUUUGAAGGUCAAAAAGCUUAAGAGAAGAAAAAGUUUAGAAAAAAUUGGCACUGUUUGCUUAGGAUAUCUGUGAACCAAGAAAAUCUGAAGAACCUUCUUUAAAGAACACCUUGGGUAUAUAGUAAUUUCACGGACUUGGCUGAGAGGUUUUACCCAAAUUUGUCAGUGGACUCUGCUACCUGGUCCUUGAACCUGUUUGGAAUUUUUUUCUCAUGUGGAUCUAAGAGGAAUGCUUUAUUAUGGCUGCUGUUGUCCAACAGAACGACCUAGUAUUUGAAUUUGCUAGUAACGUCAUGGAGGAUGAACAACAGGUUUGAAAAUGUGUAUGCUGCCCUCCUAGAUGAAAGAGCCUGUGAUAGGUCCCCAGGCUUGAUGUGGUGAAUGUUCAUCUCAGGGUGUGGCAGCGGAGGACAGAGCUCUUGGCGAUCCAGCUAUUUUUCCUGCUGUAAUUGUGGAACAUGUUCCUGGUGCUGAUAUUCUCAAUAGUUAUGCUGGUCUAGCCUGUGUGGAAGAGCCCAAUGACAUGAUUACUGAAAGCUCACUGGAUGUUGCUGAAGAAGAAAUCAUAGAUGAUGAUGAUGAUGACAUCACUCUUACGGUUGAAGCUUCUUGUCAUAAUGGGGAUGAAACAAUUGAAACUAUUGAGGCUGCUGAGGCACUCCUUAAUAUGGAUUCUCCUGGCCCUAUGCUGGAUGAAAAACGAAUAAGUAGUAAUUUAUUUAGUUCAUCUGAAGAUGACAUUGUUGUUGCCCCAAUCACCCAUGUAUCCGUCACAUUAGAUGGGAUUCCUGAGGUGCUGGAAACUCAGCAGGUGCAAGAAACAUAUGCAGACUCACCAGGAGCCUCAUCACCAGAACAGCCUAAAAGAAAGAAAGGGAGAAAAACUAAGCCCCCACGACCAGAUUCCCCAGCUACUACACCAAAUAUAUCUGUGAAGAAGAAAAACAAAGAUGGGAAGGGGAACACAAUUUAUCUUUGGGAGUUUUUACUGGCCCUGCUCCAGGACAAAGCUACCUGUCCUAAAUACAUCAAAUGGACCCAGCGAGAAAAAGGCAUUUUUAAAUUGGUCGAUUCUAAAGCAGUAUCCAGGUUGUGGGGGAAGCACAAAAACAAACCUGAUAUGAAUUAUGAGACCAUGGGGCGAGCACUCAGGUAUUAUUACCAAAGAGGUAUUCUGGCAAAAGUGGAAGGUCAGCGCUUGGUGUAUCAAUUUAAAGAAAUGCCAAAAGAUCUUAUCUAUAUAGAUGAUGAAGAUCCAAGUUCCAGCAUUGAGCCUUCAAAUCCAUCGCUGUCUUCAACAGCCACUUCAAGUAGGAAUCAAGCCAGCCGAUCAAGAAUAUCUUCAAGCCCAGGAAUUAAAGGAGGAGCCACUACUGUUCUAAAACCAGGGAAUUCUAAAGCUACAAAAACCAAAGAUCCUGUGGAAAUUGCACAGCCACCAGAAGUUUUGAGGACAGUGCAGCCGUCACAGUCUCCAUAUCCUACCCAACUCUUUCGGACUGUUCAUGUAGUACAGCCAGUGCAAGCUGUCCCAGAAGAAGCAUCCAUAACCAGUAGCAUGCAGGAAGAAACAUUAAAUUCUUCCAUCCAGAGUAUUAGGACUAUACAGGCUCCAGCCCAAGUUCCAGUGGUCGUGUCUCCUGGGAGUCAGCAGUUGCAUGCAGUAACACUCCAGACAGUGCCACUUACAACGGUUAUAGCCAGCACAGAUCCCUCAGCAGGUUCUGGGUCUCAGAAAUUUAUUUUACAAGCCAUUCCAUCAUCACAGCCCAUGACAGUACUGAAAGAAAAUGUCAUGCUACAGUCACAGAAGCCAGGCUCUCCUUCAAUUGUCUUUAGCCCUACCCAGGUUCAGCAGGUCCUUACUAGCAAUGUUCAAUCCAUUUGUAAUGGAACCGUCAGCAUGACUUCAUCCCCAUCCUUCAGUGCUACUACUCCUGUGGUGACUUUUUCUCCUCGAAGUUCACAACUGGUUGCUCACCCACCUGGCACUGUAAUCACUUCAGUUAUCAAAGCACAAGAAACAAAAACUCUUACGCAGGAAGCUGAGAAAAAGGUUGAAGAUCAUUUGAAAGAAGACAUUGAGAAAACUGAGCAACAGCCACAGCCUUAUGUGAUGGUGGUAUCCAGUUCCAAUGCAUUUACCUCUCAGGUAGCUAUGAAGCAAAAUGAACUGCUGGAGUCCAACUCUUUUUAAGUAAUACCAAAGGAAUUAGGGAUUUUUAAAAAAAAAAUUGGACUAAUUUUCAAUUGUCUGCAAACUGUCUAAGAUAAAUCUACAGAGGUUUCUAAUUUUGUAAUUGUAAAAAA